Molecule: messenger RNA, 5212 nt
Organism: Dicentrarchus labrax (European seabass)
Lineage: Eukaryota; Metazoa; Chordata; Actinopteri; Moronidae
Gene: abi3bpa
Product: target of Nesh-SH3
Exons: 23
Coding region: 266-4186 (1306 amino acids)
Biological process (GO): extracellular matrix organization; positive regulation of cell-substrate adhesion
Molecular function (GO): protein binding
Source: RefSeq, a predicted model, not a curated record
GCACCCAGAAGUCCAGUCCAGUGAGCUGCACUAGUCCUGAGAGCCACCAGCUCAGAGAAGUAGUCUAGCCACUCCACAAACCUCCAGCCCGACUCCUGCAGCUGCAGCACACACUGAACUCAACCAGUUGCCAAAGAUUAAUUCAAUCAGCAAGGUGACGCUGAGUGACAGCUUUUCUGUGUUUCACUCUGUUGUGAGAUCUCUGAGCUCAUUCAGAUCCCAGCAGCUUCUUACACUUGAGACUUAGAGCUGGCCAACAACACAGAUGAUGAUGGGGAUGCAGCAACACUCACACAGCUUUCUGGUCCUUCUCCUCAUGGUCUUCGUCUGUGGGAUAGCUCUCUCUGGCCCCUCAACUCCCCGCAGGAGCAGAGUGAGACGUCAGAACAUGAAAGUCCGUAUCAAUGCCACAGGAGACACUAUCGUGAUGAAGUUUGUGCGUCCCAAUGCUGACACCAAGCUUGAGGGCUACAUCCUGGGCUACGGCAGCAGCAUGUUCUCCAAACAGUUCAUUCAGCUGCCUGAGAACGGACAGCCGUAUGAAACUGAGUUUGAUGCGGAGCCAAAGUACCUUAUUGCUGUCCAACCCAUCCCUACCAAUGAGAUGAAAAAGCAGUGUACAGGUAAAGUGGAACUGGAGAAGCCACUACACUUGGUCAUUGGGUCGGUAACGCCCACUUCAGUCCUCUUGUCCUGGGGGACCCUGCUGAAAACCCCCUAUGAAGGCAACGUCAUGAAUGACUGUGUGGAGGAUGGACACUACACGGUGCGUUAUCGUGAGAAGAACAGGAAGUGGAACUACCAGACCUGCCCAACCAGUGACACAGUCAUUGACAAUCUGAGGCCCAACACAGUUUAUGAGUUUGGUGUCCAGCCCAACUCUAAGGAUGGCACUGGAUUGUGGAGCAAGCCCGUCAUCCACAACAUCAGCACAGGCGUAGAGGAGAAGGCCAUCAGGAAAAUCUUUAAACAUCCUGUCAACCCUGUGAAACCUUUAACACCAGGUCCACACUCCUUCCCCUUUGCUCCUCGCCAUGUUCACCCUAACAGGACCCAGGGCAGACCGCCCCUCUCCCGGAACAUAGCCCCAAAGACAACUCUUGCUCCAACCACAUCUACUAGACAGGAAUCUCUGUCGACCCCUGGACCCACACUGCCUGUGGUCACCAAACAGCCAAUCGGAGGAAUAGACCUCUCCAGAUCUGUCUUGCCUCCUUCCCUGGAGGUCCUGUUAGCUCCCAAGCUCCGUCCUCCACUACACAUUACAGCCACCAUGGCGACUGUGCAAGUCUCCCAGACAAACAUGGAGAAGCUUGGAGGGCAUCCUCUGAGGAAACAACAAAAAAUACCCCAAUCCCAACCUCAACCAAACCCCCAGCUCCGGCCGCACUAUCGACCACAACCAAAACCCCAAACCAAUAAACCUAAAUUAAAGCCCAAGGCAAAGGCAAAGGCUCAGCCUCAACCAAAACCCUUUUUCGAACCUGAAUCACAACCUCAACCAACAUCCCAGCCCAAACACCAGACCCAACCAACUUCCCAGCCCAUACCCAAGUCCCAACCUCAACCAACAUCCCAGCCCAUACCCAGGACCCAACCUCAACCAACAUCCCAGCCCAUACUCCAGACCCAAGCACAACCCCAAUCAUCAUACCAGCCCAUACUCCAGACCCAACCCCUACCACACUCAACAUCCCAGCCAAAACUCCAGACCCAACCACAACCCCAACCAUCAUCCCAGCUCAUGCCCCAGAAGCAAUUGCAACCCCACCCCCAACCAACAUCCCAAUCCAUACUCCAGCCCAAACCUCAGUUACAACCUCGGCCAAAGCCUCAUCCCCAACCACAGUCUCAAACCACAACCCAGCUCCAGGCUGAACCACAACCUCUACCAACACUCCAGCCCAAACACCAGGCCCAACCUCAAAGACAACUGCAUCUAAAGACCCAGACCCAGCAUCAAAUUCGACCAGAUCCCCAGCCCACACCUGUGGCACAUCGUCAAACACCUCUACCAAUACUCCAGCCCAAACACCAGGCCCGACCUCAAAUACAACUGCAACUAAAGACCCAGACCCAGCAUCAAAUUCAACCAGAUCCUAAACCCAAACCUGUGGCACAUCGCCAAACACCUCAACCAACACUCAAGCACAUACCUCAGACCCAACAAACACUACCAAAGAUUUACAUCCAGCCCAAGCCCCAGCCUCAACCACAAUCUACAACUCGACCACAAACCCAAACACAACCUCAACUAAAAAUCAAACCAGAACCUCAACUAACCACCAAACAGCAGUAUAAGGUCCAACCAACACCUAAACCAAAGAUAAAUUUUUUCAAGCCAAAAACACAACCUCAACCCAAGAGCCAACCCAAUCCCAAAGCAAGGCCUCAACCAAAUAGCCAACCCAAGCCCCAACAACCACCUCAAUCAAAAAAGCAGCCAAAGUCUCAACAAAAAAAGCAACUAAGUCCACAAACAAGAGACAAACAACCUCACCAAAAGAUUCAGCCAUGGCCCCAAUCUCAACCUUCAACUAAGACCCUCUCCCAACCUGAAACUCAUUCUCAACCCAUUUCCCUACCACAACCUACACAAAAGACUAAGACCCAGUCCCAACUUGAACCUCUAUCCAGGCCCCACCCUACAUCUAAGCCCCAACCACAACCUCAACCUGGGCUUCCCUUUCAGUCUCAGACCAGGACCUACUCUGAUCCUACCAAGGUCACCCCAAGGCAGGCUGUCCCUACGGCUCCUAGUCGACCAGAAGAGGGCAAGCCUCUACCAAGACCUGCCCUGGCUACAGAGAAUGCUGGUAGUUACAAUCAGGGUACUGGCAUCAUCAGAUCAUCCAUUGCUGAAGUUCCUCGUUCUCCCAUUAGCUCAUCAGUUCCUUCAGGAGGAAGAAACACCACGCUGUCUCGCAGCCGGGUUCCUCCUCAUUCCACUCAUAAUAGGGUCCGACAAAUUUCUCCAUCCAAGACGUUCACCAACUCUCACAGCUCCAGCACACCUGGGGCCGAUCGGGCGCAUCAUAGGGGCAUUGCUCUUCCUAAACCUGUGGUGUGGUCCAAAGAGAAACCUGUUCUGCGUCCCUCUAUUCCUGUCAACAAGAAACCCAACCUGGUGGGGAAACCUAGUGACCAUGAUAAACCCAUGGACCUGAAACAAGGAGACAAGGAUUCCAUCUUGAAGCCAUUCCCUCAGGUCACAGCCAAGCCCAAGCAAGAGCGCAGGCAGCAGACAACCACCUCCGCCCCGGCAGUAAACAGCAGCCGUUUUGACAUAAAUGAAAACUCCUCCAUAUUCAGGCCUAUGCCUGCGUCAGAGGUAGACAUCAUGGGCAAGAAGCGCUUUGUAGCUCCCCAUGUGAUCUACAAGACGGAUAAGAAGCCAGAUGAGCCAUGCUCUAUCACCUCCUCCCUCUCUUACUUCCCUGAUGAGGAGGGCAGCGAUCAGAAUGUCACUGGUCCUCCCCGAAUACCUCCCUCCAACCUCACUGUGGUUACUGUGGAGGGCUGCCCGUCUUUCGUCAUUCUUGACUGGCAGAAAUCUGACAAUGAAACCAGAGAGUAUGAAGUUGUAUCCAAAACUAAAGGACCACACGGAGAGGAGGUGUCCAUACUGACGACCAACCAGACACACACAGCCGUGGAGAAUCUCCAACCAGAGAGCAGUUAUGAAUUCAAAGUAACACCAAAGAAUGAGCUGGGAACAGGACCCUCCAGUGAUCCUGUGACUUUUAGCACAGAAUCAGCGGAUCCACGAGUGAGCGAAAAUGUUUCAGGCAAAGAUGCCAUCUGGACUCAGUUCCCGUUUAAAUCCGACGCCUACUCUGAAUGCAACGGAAAGCAAUAUGUGAAGAGAACUUGGUACCGAAAGUUUGUGGGCAUCCAGCUCUGCAACUCCCUGAGAUACAAGGUCUACCUGAGUGACUCUCUCCAUGGGAAGUUCUACAACAUCGGAGAUCAGACGGGACACGGUGAGGACCAUUGUCAGUUUGUGGACUCCUUCCUGGAUGGACGGACCGGUAGCCAGAUGAUGGCUGACCAGCUUCCAAGCAGGCCAGGGUUUUAUAGAGCGAUGAGACAGGAGCCUGUCAGCUUUGGAGAGAUUGGAGGGAAGUCACAUGUUACUUAUGUAGGCUGGUACGAGUGCGGCACACCCAUACCUGGGAAGUGGUAAGACUUCACGAGGCUGUCCAGGAAGGGUGACUUCCUUGGUGGAAGAAGAGGAUGCCUGACUAGGCCUGAGGGGAGGUGGGCCUUUCUUUCAUGUUACCAUGGAGACUGUAGAUGGGUCUGUCUGUUUGAACUCGACUCUCGCCCAGGCAUGAAACCUGUACAGGGCUAUUAGGUGUCACCAACCUCGAUUGCAUUUGUAACAUUGGUCUUAAUUUCUGUAUUUAUCAAAAAUGUCACAACAGUCGAAAGAAUGCAGGAGUUUGAGUGAACCAAAAUGUUGAAUAUAAAGUAAUCACAGAGAAAAUGUUGGGAAGCUGGCUCCCAAAGUGUAAUAACUUGUAUGAUAUUAUUUAUCAAGGGGAUUGUUACUGAAUAUUCUGUGUGUGCUCUGGCUUUUGAGAUGAGAAAGUAAAAAUUGUUCCAAAUACUUGCAUGUCAUUGAGCACCCAUGCAUUUGUGUAGAGAAAGGUGCCAAUCAUACUUUCAUUGCGUACAUUUGGACUAUGUAAGAUACGAUAUGCGGAAUUGACCUUCUGCUGGCCCUAAUGGAUUAUUAGCAGUUGCAGUUUGCACAGCAUUAAACUUUUGUUCAUAUAUGUAUAUGGUGUGAAAUACAAUUUGUAUACCAGGGAUCAUGUAGAUUGAUAUAUUUCAGGUAAAAGAUGAAACAGCUUUAGCCAAAUUGUUGAUCUAUUGUAAGAAAACCAAAGCUUGAGCCCAACGUUUCUAUGGGGUCACUUGGACACAAAAGAUUUAUGUAUUUGUAAUGCUCGUGCAGUCUUGUCCUGUAUUUUAUAAAAGAAUAAAAUAUUAAAAUUAUAAAUAAAUAAACUGAGCUUCAAGGUGGAAAUGACAUAAGCAAAUGACAUAAUUUAUGUUGUUGUGUUCAAAUUUACUACGUGUACAUAAAGCUAUUAAUCAUUGGAGAGACAUUACCAGGUUUUUUCCACAUCUGUCAUGACUGCAGUUGUUUUUGAUGCACCAUGUAUGUUUUCAGUAAUAAAUCUUGUUUUUAUAUUUACUGAUA